GAAGACAUGAAGAGGUUGAUGUUGGAGUCAAACAAGCAGACUCAAGAGAUGGCAGCGUCAAUUGGAAAAACAGCUAGGAGACUCGAGGAAGUCUCUAUUGCAAUGUUAGAUGCACUAAAGGUGAUGACAAAAGGUUAUCAAUCAGAGUUAGAUCGAGAAAAGAUUAAAGCAGAAGCAGCAAAGUUAGAAGCAGAAAAGAAGACCGGAGAUAGAGAUGAUACUGUUAAAGCACAGAUAGCAAAAUUUGACAGCAAGACAAGAUGUUACAGAUGUGCUAAGACUGGACAUAGAAUCGAGGACUGUCCAUUGUCAAAAGACUUGUGGUUUUGCUAUUUUUUCCAGGACAUUAAAAAUCACAAAGGUGCAGAAUGCAAGGAAGGAAGACUCAAAAGUAAGAUUUUGAAUAAUGAUAAUAUAAAAUCUAGAGGUAAAGUAGAUAGACGAGGUUUUAUUAAAGUUAGAAAUAAUGUGAAUUCUAAGCCAUAUAAUAAUGAUAGACGUUUUAAGAAUUGUAAUAAGAAUAAUCAACAGUCAGCUCAAAAUGCACCUAAACGGGACAGUAGAAGUGCAAAAAGAGUGACUGAUGAAAGACAAGAGAAACCUAAUGACAGAAAGAAGUAGAGCAGUGGAAGCUGGAAACAAGAAAAUGGAGGGAGUGUUAAGAGUACAAGAUUUUCUUGUUCAGUUACUUAAUUAUUUAAGUCUUUAAUAUACUUUAUAUUUGUAUUUGCCGCUCAAAGCGACAACUAAAUCAAUAUUGAUUUAUACGGAGAUAGCGUCGGUCUACGCGCAGGCUAGCUGCGCAUACGACUCACUCUCCGGCUUGCUCGCUGUGGCUUGCACAUCUUGUUGCUUGGACGCUUGACUGUUCGUGUGCUACUAGUUACAACUCAAGCAUCCUUAUUAAUAUUGAUAACAUUAUUAUACGUAUUUUACUUGAUAGCUAAGAUUGUUUAGAAGUGUUUUA
Messenger RNA from Cotesia glomerata, 967 nucleotides. RefSeq lists its product as uncharacterized. The transcript is spliced from 3 exons. Lineage: Eukaryota; Metazoa; Arthropoda; Insecta; Hymenoptera; Braconidae. The coding region runs from base 7 to 621 and encodes 204 amino acids. The record is from RefSeq and is a predicted model, not a curated record. Gene Ontology annotation, molecular function: nucleic acid binding; zinc ion binding.